Molecule: messenger RNA, 1064 nt
Organism: Apis mellifera (honey bee)
Lineage: Eukaryota; Metazoa; Arthropoda; Insecta; Hymenoptera; Apidae
Exons: 6
Coding region: 175-960 (261 amino acids)
Biological process (GO): phospholipid metabolic process; arachidonate secretion
Source: RefSeq, a predicted model, not a curated record
GUGAAAAAUUCUAAUAAUAACGUAUAAGAGUGUUGUUACUUUUUGUCAAGAGUAUAAUCAAUAUGUGAAUCGAAGCACAAGAAUGAAGAGAAAAGAAAAAACUCAGUAUGAUAAGCCCGAGAAUGUGAUUAAUAUGAUCAUAUAAGCAAGAUAAUCGUAGUGCAGAUUUAAAUCAUGAGUUCCACAGAAUGGAUAUUAUUCUUGAUCGCGGUAAUUAUCUCUAACAGUAUUCAGCAACCGCUCUUCUUCAAAAACACUUUCAAAGGAUUGAAUGGUAUUUCGAAGGCCAAUACGUUCGACAGAAACGAGAUCAGAGCUGUUUAUUAUCAUGAUCAGACCGUGGCAAUAGUUGAUCUCGGCAUUAAUAACGAAUUGCACAAUUGCAACUUGAUCGAAGUAUACGAGCAAGACGAAGCCAAUGAAGUUUUGAGGAAUUUGUCAUCCACAGUAAUUCCUCAGCUGGUAUCUUUCUCACAAAUGACGAAACUUAUACAACAAUGCGAAUUAUUGGACAAGAUGCAGCACGAAAGGUUGUCUACAACGACAUCAAACAAUGUAAAUAAAGAUAAUCAUGGAAUGAGUAAUGUCCUGUCUCUUCUAUCAGGUAUCUUACCAGGUACAAAAUGGUGUGGUGCCGGAGAUAUAGCCGAGAAUUACCAUGAUUUGGGCCAAGAAGUUCAAAUUGAUAGAUGUUGUCGCAGUCAUGAUCUUUGUCCUGUAAAAAUUCGAGCUCAACAAACACGAUAUAAUCUUACAAAUUAUUCCGUAUAUACCAAGUCACACUGUGUAUGUGAUGAAGCGCUGUAUCGUUGUUUAAAAGCCACGACACAUCCGACAGCGCAUAUUAUGGGUCGCAUAUACUUUAAUAUAAUAAAAAUACCUUGUAUUGAGGAUGUACCAGAGAAAAAUACUUCUAUAGAGUUAGAACGACAAUUUAUUCCUGUUAAGAUGAAUUAUUGAAACAAAUGCAAGAUUGCUAAAUAUUAUUAAUAAUUUAAUAUUUUUAUACAAUAUGAAGUAUAAAAUCGGGAAGAAAGACUUAUUAUUUAUAAUUAUUAUCAAUA